AUGCAUGAUAUAAAUUAUGUUCCACCUCUGUUGCUGAGGCUGCAUCAUAUGCUGGAGUUGUGGCUGUUGCUGUACGCCACCCACGAGUCCCACGCCGCCCACGCCCACGUUGCCCACGCCGCCUACGCCCACGCUCCCCACGCCACCUACUCCGCUCACGUUCCCGACAGGGCCAACGCCACCAACACCACUGGCGACCUGUUGCUGACUUUGGGCGUUCUG
Molecule: messenger RNA, 222 nt
Organism: Iphiclides podalirius (scarce swallowtail)
Lineage: Eukaryota; Metazoa; Arthropoda; Insecta; Lepidoptera; Papilionidae
Source: the annotation of a GenBank genome assembly